AUGGGUGAGAUCGUGUGUGGUCCAAGCGUUUUUGGCUUGGAAAUGGAAGUCCUUUAUGGUCUAUUCCAACCAGGUGUCUCGCUUACGUUAAGCCCCCGGUAUUUCGUUCAAAACCGCUUGAACCAAAAGCUAUACAUUCAGAGUUUUGCCUCGCACGACAAGGACCCGCAGAAGGUCGACGAUAUGUUCCACAAGCGAAGUGUAGAUGAUGUGAAGCAGUUACAUCUGGCUCUGGAGGACAGUCAGACUACACCACUGUAUCACUUCGGGUCAUUGAAAAAGGGCGAGUCUGUGGAGCAAAGUCAGCGCUAUAUUUCGUUCUCGUUCUCAGAAGAAUGGGGCACUGACGCUGACAAAAAGAACUGGUCGUUUGCGAUUCCGAUCAACACAGCUGGAGACGUCUACUUACAGGUCUACUCAUCUGUGCGCCAACGCUAUCUUAUUUGCCAAGCGAGUGUGCAAGUGGUGGACAUGUACGUCUAUGUAGUUCUGACAGAUGUGUCUUGCGCACCACCGUAUCGCAUCGAAAAUUACACCCCGUUCACGAUAGAUUACGCUCAGUUGGGCGAGUCAUCUAUUUUCAGCAGCGGGCAAAAGCAAACAGCUGCUACUAUCAAACCCGGGGCGUGGCACGCUUUUGCGUGGUUUAAUCCUUUGUCGAAGGAACGCCACGUCGAGCUCCGUCUGUCACAUAUGGAUGCCCUCAAGGCGCAGACGAAGAAAUAUGACAUUGACUAUGUUGGCUACCUGGACCCCAUCACCAUGUGGGUGUCUCAUGAUGGCGAGAAACAGCACGCCGUGAGGUUGACUGUACAAGUCGUUGUUGACGAGAGUACGCGUGUGCUCAAAAUUGCUGAGAAGGAACUAGAGCUUAGUCGAUUGACAACCCAGGACUCGGAGGGUGAUCUCCAGCACCGACGAAUGCUUUACGCAUCUUCUUUCGACAUUGCAUUCGUGGGUUUUGGCUUUUCCUUGCUGGAUGGCUUCCCACAGGAAGUAUUUUUCGCAUCGGCAGAUAUUAUGAAGGUGCAAAAAGCCCCUGCGUCGCUAGAAUGGACAUUCUCGGUGCUGCAUUGCCAAGCAGACAACAUGUUGGCGACUGCUAAGUUCCCUGUAAUAAUGAAUCCUGUAAGUUCAGGCUACAGUGAUAAGUCCGUGGGCAAGAAACCUGAGCCGUUUUUGAAGCAGGUUCUUGAUGCUGACCUGGAAGCUCGGCUGGGAACGUACAAGCUGCUCGAAUUUAGCUUAGGUGACGUAGCAGUGAAGGUGGAUAUCGAUUAUCUGGUGACCCUUGUAAGACUUCUAGAACCGUACUUGGUCUCUGAUGCUACCACGGCCCACCGAACGAAGCUAACGUUGGAGAAAACGCUUCAACGUCGCGCACCACCAAUGCCGGUAAUGUUAGUGACAGCAGAAGGUGGCAUUCACACAGAUUUGGUGUACUUUGACGUCUUGCGCAUCUCGUCGUUGUCUGUUGAGUUAGAGUACUCAAUCACACGCAAAGACAUCGUGUCGUCGACUGGUGGUGGCCACUCGGUGAUUUUUGGCUUUCUAAGCCAGAUCAUUGGCCUUGUCGGAUCAAACCUAAGUGGUUCUCCGACAUUUAACUUUAGCGAGAUUGUGAUUGUAUGCUGUCUAUCAACGAAGCAGAGGCUCCAGAAUCAGUUGAUCGCGAACUAUGUUCAGCAGGGCAUACUGCAGGCGUACCGUCUUGUUGGCAGUGCAGAUAUCAUUGGCAAUCCGAUUGGACUUGUUGAAGACUUGGGUUCCGGUGUUGUGGAGUUUCUAAAGAUCACAAAGGGUGAACUGACGACUGGCGAUGCUCAAACUCGUGGCGAAGGCGUGAAGGUGCUUGGCAAGACUAUCGUAAAAUCCGGUGCGUCUUCGGUCGCGAAGAUUACAGGCUCGCUAGAUAAGUUUGUGGGCGAGUUCGCGGGCGACAGUAAAAGCGAUACAUCCGGUGGUAAUGAUUUGUCGUCGACUGACAAUGCUGGUGUCAAGUUUGCAAAGGACCUCGGCCGCGGCUUCACUGGUAUAUUUACGAAGCCUGUCGAGGGAGCUAUGAAAGGUGGUGUGACUGGACUUGUGCAGGGCACAGUACAAGGCAUUACUGGUCCUGGUGUUGUCCUGCUCAAGGGUCUUACGUCGACGUCUCAAAACCUUGCGCUGGGUGUACGGUCUACGGUUGUGAAUCGCUCCCCAUUUGGCGGCCGCCGCCGGAAGCCGAAACUUGUUAAAAACGAUAAGUUGAUUGCGGAGUUCGAUGAAACCCAUUACAAACCUACUCUGUUGAACUUGGAGAUAUUGGUUGCUAAUGGACUGGACUCGGAUAAGUCAUGUGAUCCAUUCUGUGUUGUACGAUUGGAUGGUGUCGAUGUAAUGAGGACUGCGGUAAUUUACAACACGGUAAACCCAGUGUGGCAAGAGAAGAUACAGCUAGCGUUAACAGACAAGGAGAACGAGGUGCAAUUCGUGGUAAAGGACUCAUAUGGCGGCACCGUAGCCAAGACAAUUGGCAAGUGCAUUUUGAGCAUGGCGCAGCUCCAAGACGACUUUAAGCCGCCUGAGUAUUCGUCAGAUCUUGCCGAAUGGGUUCACACGGAGGUUAAGCCAGGAAACAACAAGAUGAACACGAGCCAUGUGAUCGCAGAGAAGGAUUAUCCACUCGUCAUGCUGCAGAAAAACAGCUAA
Messenger RNA from Peronospora belbahrii, 2691 nucleotides. NCBI's taxonomy places the organism in Eukaryota, Oomycota, Peronosporomycetes, Peronosporales, Peronosporaceae. The record is from the annotation of a GenBank genome assembly.